This is a messenger RNA of Amborella trichopoda, 1517 nucleotides long. RefSeq names its product rRNA 2'-O-methyltransferase fibrillarin 1. Gene Ontology annotation, biological process: box C/D sno(s)RNA 3'-end processing; rRNA methylation. Gene Ontology annotation, cellular component: box C/D methylation guide snoRNP complex; small-subunit processome; nucleolus. Lineage: Eukaryota; Viridiplantae; Streptophyta; Magnoliopsida; Amborellales; Amborellaceae. The record is from RefSeq and is a predicted model, not a curated record. Gene Ontology annotation, molecular function: rRNA methyltransferase activity; histone H2AQ104 methyltransferase activity; RNA binding.
CGGUCUGUGUCAAUGCAUACCGGCCACGUUCCCCAUCCCGAGUUUGCGUCCCGGUCCACAGGCCGAAUUUGAGGGGCGGGACAGGGUUGCAUGCGGUCUAGGGUUCAGUAAAACGAUUUAAAUGCUCUGGAAGCCUAAAACCCUAAAAAGCUCAGACAGCGAGAGAGAGAGAGAGAGAGAGAGAGUGGUGUGCUCUGCUCAUUUCAGAGAGAGAGAGAGAGAGAGCGAGCUCAGAAUGAGACCUCCUCGAGGUGGUGGUAGAGGUGGAAGUGGUCGAUUUCAGGGUAGAGGAGAUGGGGGAGGAAGAGGAAGGGGCAGAGGUGGUGGUGGUGGAAGAGGAGGCUUUGGUGGAAGAGGAGGCGGAGGUGAAAGAGGUAGAGGAGGAGGAGGAGGAAGAGGAAGAGGGGGAGGAAGAGGGAGAGGUGGCGGCCCCAUGAGAGGAGGGAUCAAGGUUCUGAUAGAGCCUCAUAGACAUGAAGGCGUAUUCGUGGCAAAAGGAAAGGAAGAUGCUCUGGUUACUAAGAAUCUCGUUCCAGGAGAGGCUGUCUACGGAGAGAAGAGGAUAUCUGUUCAGAAUGAGGAUGGAACGAAGGAGGAAUAUCGGGUUUGGAACCCUUUUCGUUCAAAACUUGCUGCGGCUGUUCUCAGUGGUGUCGACAAUAUCUGGAUCGCUCCAGGGUCCCGUGUACUUUAUCUUGGUGCUGCUUCAGGAACUACUGUAUCUCAUGUGUCCGACAUAGUUGGACCUACGGGCAUGGUGUAUGCUGUUGAGUUUUCUCCAAGAAGUGGUAGGGACUUGCUCAACAUGGCAAAGAAGCGUCCCAAUGUUAUACCAAUCAUUGAAGAUGCCAGACAUCCAUGGAAAUAUAGGAUGCUAGUUGGCAUGGUGGAUGUUAUAUUUUCUGAUGUAGCCCAACCGGAUCAAGCUCGCAUUAUAGGUUUGAACGCUUCUUUCUUUCUAAAGAGUGGUGGCCAUUUUGUGAUAUCAAUAAAGGCGAACUGCAUAGACUCUACAGUCCCUGCUGAGGCUGUUUUUGCAUCAGAAGUCAAGACCUUGCAAAGUCAAGAGUUUAAGCCUGCUGAGCAAGUGACUCUCGAGCCGUUUGAGAGAGACCACGCAUGUGUUGUUGGAGGAUACCGAAUGCCCAAGAAGCAGAAAGCUGGAGCCUAACAUGUCAAAUGGUACUAUUGUGAAGUUUCCAAGAGGCAACUUUAUUUGCUCCUCCGCAGGUUUUAUUAGAUGAGAUUCUUGUUAUCCAUGCAUCAAUUUGGUUUUUGUCAAUUGGUGCCAUUUUGUUUACGAAUGGGGUUUUCCUCUGGCUGGUAUAAAGUUAAUUUGUAUUUUUAUCAUUAGGAAUGAACAAUUUUUCCUUGCAGGCUUUUGUUCCUAGCAACAAUUCUUCUACUUAAUUCUUCUACUUCAUGAGCAGUUGAAGAUUGAAUCUUCCAAUUACAUUUUUUUACCAUAAUUUCUCUUAGUGUACUCUCUGUUUUUUUAUCAUAAUUUCUCUUAAGUU